This is a messenger RNA of Penicillium olsonii, 1392 nucleotides long. The record is from the annotation of a GenBank genome assembly. NCBI's taxonomy places the organism in Eukaryota, Fungi, Ascomycota, Eurotiomycetes, Eurotiales, Aspergillaceae.
AUGAACAUGGUUAAAACUGUUUCGACUCGGUUCUCUUGUCCAGGUUGUGAGAGAAACAACUUUCGGAGUCUGCUGGGCGUCAGAAAUCAUUUUAUAAAGAAGGGUCACUCUCUUCGGUGUCCUGUUUGCCAAAGAGCGUUUCAGGAUGAGUUAGGGAUUAUACAGCAUUACCAAAAGUAUAACAAGUCUACUUCACUGGGCGUACCAAGCGAUAAUCACCAGACAACACCAACAAGUACACCAUCAUCAAGUGCAUUGGUGACACCAGUUAUGUGGUCAAAAGUUGUCCACAAUAGUGCCUCUGAAUUGUCAUUCAAAUCCCCCCAACAGGUAUUAAAAAUGCCUGGAAUUCAUUCUCCGCAUGGUCUACUGGCUUCUGUCCCAUUUGCAAGCGUCGACAAGUGCCCUUCACUAGUUGCUCCAGGCCCUAUAUCUGCAACUAGGAUCUAUCCUACGGUUUUACCUCCUCUGGAGCAAGAUCUCAUCCUGCGAUAUCUACGGUCAAGGUGCCAUUCAUGGAAUCGUCUUCAGACAGAAGGAUAUAUUAUAGGCCCCGGAUCCAUACGAAACAAAAAGCACCCACGCAAAGGGUCCAUUAAAACCUAUGACUUUAGAGAGACAACAAACAUGAGGCUACAGACCACGAAAAAUAUUUCUGCUAUCGCCAUUGACUGUGAAAUGGUCAAAGUACGAAACGGUCGCCAAACACUCGCUUUUCUCAGUGCCAUCAACUUUUUAACUGGUGAAGUGCUAAUAAGUCGCUAUGUUCACCCAGACGAGGACGUGAUUGACUGGAGGCAUGAAUUCAGUGGCUUGACACAGUCCAUUAUGACCAGCGCCGUUGCCUCUGGUGCGGCAUUCGGAAGCUGGCGGGAGGCGCGUGAUAAAUUGUUGGAGUUCAUUGAUAAUUCAACUGUGUUAGUUGGUCAUUCUCUCAACUAUGAUCUUGAAGUGCUAGGCAUUUCUCACUCAAAAAUCGUUGACUCUGCGAUUCUAACUGCCGAGACCGUCUACCCCUCCAUCAUAUCAACGAAGCCAUUGCCCCGCAUGUGGGGACUAAAAACACUUGCGAAGGACCUCUUGAGCUUGGAUAUUCAGAAUAGCAACUGUGGGCAUGAUGCUUUGGAAGAUGCAUUUGCAGCACGCGAUGUUCUCAUCUGGUGCAUCAAAAACCCGGAAGAACUUAGAGUAUGGGCGGAAAAUACACGACUCCAGGAAAAGUCCAAGCUCCCACAAAACCGAACAAAACUUGGCAAAAGCAGAUCCAAGAGCAAAUUGCCUGCCAGAAAGACUUUCCAAAGCCGUGAAUUACAUGAUUCCGACGAUAUCAUAUUGUCAGAACUCGCAGAUGAGUUGGGAUGGCCCGAAGGAUAUGAUCCUUGGUCAGACUGA